This is a messenger RNA of Platichthys flesus (European flounder), 6054 nucleotides long. RefSeq names its product inositol polyphosphate-4-phosphatase type I Ab (gene inpp4ab). Gene Ontology annotation, molecular function: phosphatidylinositol-3,4-bisphosphate 4-phosphatase activity. The coding region runs from base 263 to 3301 and encodes 1012 amino acids. Gene Ontology annotation, cellular component: cytoplasm. Lineage: Eukaryota; Metazoa; Chordata; Actinopteri; Pleuronectiformes; Pleuronectidae. The record is from RefSeq and is a predicted model, not a curated record. The transcript is spliced from 27 exons.
GUGUCCAGCGGAGUCACUGCAUCUGCGGACAGAAACAAACAAACCGAUUCUUCAAGUUUCAGGAUUCGAACCCAACACGCCACCGAGUCGGUUGUGAGCUGUGAGCCGCUCAUCCUCACUGAACCUGGAUCAGAUCACUUCCUCUUUGACGUCAACCCAUCCAGACAAUAGAGGUGAAUGAGAUCUGCACAGGAAGUGGGGCUCAUCACAUGGGAGUGUGUGACGGGGUGAGCGAGGUCGUGUGUUCAGGCCUCCUGCUGUCAUGGCGGGGGUCAGAGAGCGCGGCUCCCGGACCCAGAGGCCGUGGUCGGUGUACCGGGCCACCACGUUCGAGCUCUCCGAUGAGAUGAUCGGCCUGACGCUCACAGGGAACAGUCAGGACCCAGACGAGCCGGUGCUGGAGUUCAGCGUCGUCUGCACAGACCUGGUGCCUCCUGCUCUGGAUCGAAAGCCCAACAGCUUCGUAGCAGUGAGCUGCACGACGCCGCCUCAGGCCUUCUGGACCAAACACGCCCAGACUGAGGUCAUCGAGGGAACCAGUAAUCCCAUCUUCCUCAGCAGCGUGGCCUUCUUCCAGGAGUCCAACAUCAACCAGCAGACGCAGGUGAAACUGGCCGUCUAUGACGUGAAGGACCGCUCGCAGGGCACGAUGUACCUGCUGGGCUCAGCACUUUUUCCUGUCAAGGAGAUUUUGCAGGAGAAGAGUCACAGACUACAGCUGGAACUGAGAUCUGCAGAGAACGUGCGUGUGGGGAACAUCACCAUCACAGCCUGGCAGAUGGAGGACCGAGCGGACCAGAGGAUGUCGCUCAACCGCCUGCCAGACGGCAUCAACGGCCGGACGGUGCUGCCUGUGGACGAGAGCCUCACGGAGUCGAUGGGAGUCCGGAUCAAGUUCGCCUCGCUAGGCAAAGACACCCUGCUGCGCUCAGUGUUCGGAGGCACCAUGUCCAGGAUGUACCGCUUCCCCACCACGGACGGGAAACAUCUCCGCGUGCUGGAGCAGAUGGCCGAGAGCGUCCUGUCGGUCAACAUCCCCCGACAGUUCGUCAAGCUGCUGCUGGAGGAGGACGCGGCCAGGGUCUGCGAGCUGGAGGAGCUUGGAGAGUUGUCCCCCUGCUGGGAGAACCUGCGGCGACAGAUCGUCUCUCAGUACCAGACCAUAAUACUAGCUUACCAGGAAACCCUGUCCGACCUCAGUGACUACAGAGGGCCGUCAUUCAAAGCCAGCAACCUGAAGGCAGAGAGGAAGCUGGAGUUCAUGCCGACCAACCUCCACGUUCAGAGGAUGAGGGUUCAGGAUGAGCUGGGCUUUGAGCACACGUAUGAUGUGAUCACAAUCGGAGCUCCGGCCGCUCACUGCCAGGGUUUUAAAAACAGCGGCCUGAGGAAACUCAUCCAGAAGUUUGAGGAGGCAAAGAAACACGUAUAUGAGGAGGGAGGCAGCGCGCUCUCCAGCUCGCAGUCCAUCGUCUUCAUCCCUCAGGACAUCGUCCGGGCCAAAGAGAUCAUCGCCCACAUCAACACGCUGAAGACUCAGGUCAGCUACUACGCCGAGAGGCUGUCCCGCGCUGCCAAGGACCGCUCGGCCAGCGGCCUGGAGAGGACGCUCACCAUCCUGGCUGAUAAGACCCGUCAGCUGGUGGCCGUGUGCGACUGUAAGCUGCUGGCUUCAGCUAUUCAGGCCCUGAACGCCGCACGGCCGGAGUACAUCGCCUCCAAAGCGUCUCCCUCCGCCGACUCGGAGCAAGUAGUCCUCCGUAACGACCAGGACACGCUGCUCGCCAAGUGGAGCGGCCGCAACAGCCGAUCCUCGCUACAUGUGGACUGGCAUGAGGAGGAGUGGGAGAAGGUUUGGGUGAAUGUGGAUAAAUCUCUGGAGUGCGUCAUCCAGCGAGUCGACAAGCUGCUCCAGAAGGAGAGGAGGCCCAGCGAUGCCAGUCAGGACAGUACCCAGAGUGACCUGCAGGGCGGCGGCAGUAAGAAAGGUAACGGAGAGAAAAGACGAGCGUUCUGGAUCAACCCAGCAAAUAUGUCAGAGGAAUCUCCAUCAUCCUCAUCCUCAUCCACAUUUCCACCUCCAUCAUCACCUCCUCCACCACCUUCCUCAUCCUCCCUGCCUGCACUCUCCUCCACUCAUCCAGAACACGAGUCCUAUGGAGGCCCCGGUGCUGAGGAGGCGUACCCAGGUGAGUGGAGCGAGGCGUUGUACCCUCUCCUCACCACGCUCACCGAGUGUGUUGCCAUGAUGAGCGACAAGGCCAAGAAGUCCAUGGUCUUCUUGCUGAUGCAGGACAGCGCCCCGACGAUAGCCAUGGACCUGUCGCUGCAGUACCGCCGCGACGUGGUCUUCUGCCAGACGCUCACCGCUCUCAUCUGCGGCUUCAUCAUCAAACUGAGGAACUGCCUCCGUGACUCCGGCUUCCUCCGGCAGCUCUACACCAUCGGCCUCCUUGCUCAGUCCGAGUCGCUGCUCAGCACCUACGGGGAGGAGCUGUCCAUGUUGGAGGACAUGAGCGUCGGCAUCAUGGAUCUGAGAAACGUCACCUUUAAGGUGACCCAGGCCACCGGCAGCUCGGCGCCCGACAUGCUGCCGAUCAUCACCGGGAACCGAGACGGCUUCAACGUCCGCAUCCCGCUGCCAGGAACCAUGUUCGACGCUCUGCCUCGAGAGAUCCAGAGCGGCAUGUUGCUGAGGGUCCAGCCGGUGCACUUCAACGUCGGCAUCAACGAGCAGCAGACGCUGGCCGAGAAAUUCGGAGACACGUCCCUGCAGGAGAUCAUAAACCUGGAGAGUCUGUCCAGGUUGAAUUCGUACUACGAGCAGUUCAAAGAAGUCCUGCCUGAGGACUGCCUCCCCAGGUCUCGUUCUCAGACCUGUCUCCCCGAGCUGCUGAGGUUCCUGGGGCAGAACGUUCAUGCCAGGAAGAACAAGAACGUGGACGUCCUGUGGCAGGCGGCCGAGAUUUGUCGCCGGCUGAACGGCGUCCGCUUCACCAGCUGCAAGAGCGCCAAAGACCGCACGGCCAUGUCGGUGACCCUGGAGCAGUGCCUGAUCCUGCAGCACGAGCACGGCAUGGCGCCGCAGGUCUUCACCCAGGCUCUGGACUGCAUGCGCAGCAUUGGUACGAGGGAGGGGGUGAUCCAGAAGAACCUGAGCGGCUUGCUGCCGGUGCGUGACUUCCGGCUGGACCCCAGCCUCAUGUACUCGCUGCCCCUGCUGGCCCUCAGCCCCAACCUCCUGGUGGUGUGGAUCUUCCUCAGCGUGGCCUAUUUCCUGGCCAAGCUCCGCUGCAGCUGAGCAGCCGCGAGCAGCAGACUGCCUCACAGCCAAUCAUAACGCUGUGUUACUGAGGAGUUGGGGGGAAACCUCCACACUGACUCCACAGUGUCCUGUGAGAGUGUGUGUAGUGGUUAACAUAGAUUAUAUCUCAGUGUAGAUAUGAUGGUUAACUUUCCAUAGAUCUGACCUCAGCACUACAUCCACACUAAACUGGCUCAAUGUAAACACUGAUGUUUUCUAAUCAGCCGGUUUAGUGUGAACACAGUGUGAAGGAUUUCAUGUGGAUGAUCUUCAGAUACACAACAACACUGUGGCUGAGCGAACAGCUGGACUGCACACUCAACACCCGCGUGUUGAAACCCGUCUGGAUGAUGAGAACAGACACCAUGAUCCCUCUCUGCACUAACAUGUAGAGUUCAGGCCUUCAGGAGACUUUAAACCUCAAUUUAAGUUUGUGGAUUUUCACAUAGCGCCCUCUAAUGGACAGAUUCUGCCUUGUUCUUCAUACUCAUAAGAAGAAUCGUCACUGACAACGAAACACAGAGGGAUUGUUCCUGAUGGUUAGAAAUGACAGAAAUGACCUGAGUUGUGAACAUGUAUGAAAAAAAGCAGAUGAUACUUAAUACUUGCUUUCAGGAAAGAGUUGUUGUUGCCAGUAGCUUUCAUAAUGAAACAAACACAUGAUUUGAGCUUUGCAGAAGCAGCUGCUUGUUGCAUUCAUGCAAAACAUUGAAUUGAUUCAUCGUCGUCUUCCAUGUGCUUUGCACCGAGGGAACAGAAGCUUUUAUCAAGUUUACUUCAGAUUUUAUAUAUUUUCAGGCACAGUUGUUACCUUACUUUUCUCUUUAGGUCUUCCUGCUUUUUGGGAAGAGAGGAGGUUGUUUGCUUCCACUUCAGCUUGAGCACUUUCCAGCAGCUCUGGGUCAGAUAUGACUUCUCACUGACAGAGUUCUACUUUGACUCAAGUCUUUAACAAUCUGAUCAGGGUCAGGAAUUAAAUUAAUCAGACGGACAUCAAAAUAAACAUGGUUCCUUUCCCUUUCCUGCACAUGCAUGUUUUUAAAUACCUCACACACGUGAAUGAACAAACCAGAAAGUCCAGAGAUGACCUUGACCCUUGGAGAAGAGUCGUCCAUCUUUAUUCACAGUCUGUCGGAGCUGAGGUUUUUUAUUGGUUCAGGUUAUUUAUAAAGACUGUUAAAUGUUUGAUUCACGAACUUUAACUGGUCCCAGUUUGCAUCAUGGAAAUCAGUGAGUUAAGAAUUCAACCCACAUCUGCUCUCAUAUCAAUUCAGUGGAGUCAGAUCUUCUUUAAGAUGCAGGUGGUAGUUUGGCUCCUGAUGGAAUGUACCACAAUAGGACUUUCAGGGGAAAUGUGUUCAUGUAGUAAUGUAUCUUCGUCCUUCGGAGCAUUGAUCUGGACCCGAUCACGUCCGUCCACGUGUUGACUUGGUUCCUUGUAACGUACACAAAGAGAAACGGGUACUGAUCGCAGCUAUCGCAGGUGAAAUUAGCUUUACAGAGUUCUUGAUGGUGGAUGUCGAUGGUCGGUCACUUUGUUGGUAGUUGCUCUUUAAGACCAGCGAAUGAGGAAUGUAGCCGUGUUCAUGCCAAACGCUCCCGUCAGGUUUUUAUCAGGUGAAUUCAGCUUUGUUCAUUGUGUUUGCAUCGAGCUCGAGUCAGAAACCAUCAAGUCUCCCUCCUGGAUUUUUAUAAAGGCUCCAUCCCAUUAAGAUCGACCCAGUAAGAGAAUAGAUGAGACCAGAAUAACCUCCACUGGGAGAGUGGGAUUCUCUGAUGAGCCUGUACACCUCAAACACAUGGACUGAACCAGAAUAAGAAGGAAGAAGUUGUACUUUUAAUUAAUAAGAAUUAUAUUCAAUUAGUCAGAUAAAAAGAUUGAUAAAUGAUUCACCAACUAUUCAUCUAUCUUUUAGGAGUAUUAUAUUUGUGUUUAUCUCGCUCAGCGCUACCUCUGUCAGACCAAAGCAACAGUAUUAGUUCCACUUUGAGUUUAAUUGAAAUGUUAUGAGUUCACAUCUUAUAAAUAUGCAUCAUCAUGAACAAACAGGGAUGUGAGGAGGCAGCAGUUUGUUUUAUCUUCAAUGUUGAAAAGGUUUUCAAGGAUCAGGCCCAGUGAAAUAAUUUAAAUUAUAUAUCACAUCUGAAGUGCUUCCUAAAACAAAUCAAUCAACUCCACAUGUAUCAGAGAUUAUACUCGUUCUGCUGAACAUUGUAUUUAACUGCUUGUAUUGCCUAAAUAUUUGCUACAUCUAUAUAUAUAAAUUAACUUAUUACAAAGAGUAUAAAUAUAUAUAUGUAAAUAAUCCAUAUUAUGUGAAUACUAUGGUUGUGCCAUGCUCACGCUGUCGUCACUUUAUAUUACAGCUACUUAUGUGUAGUUACUGCAAUAUGCAUUUAUUAAUGUUUUAUUUAUGACUGUUCCCUGUUCCCUUUUAAAGCCCUGAACCACCAAGUGAACUCUAAUGAUUUGUUUUAGCUGCAUCAGAAAAAUCAACUGCAGGAUAUUAUGUUAAAAAGAAGUUAUUGCUUUAACGUUUUUCGCUUUGGUUCAAAUUAAACUUUCUUUGUUUACUUGUUUUCUUCACACCUAUAGAGUUUAAAUGAGCAGUUUUAUUUUGAAGCUGGCUGUGUCCCGUGCUACAUGUUGCACUUAAUGUACCACAAACCCUAGAGAAGCUCCCGUCCUGAGCCGCUGUCCUUCCCUAAUAAAGGAUGUCUGCCUCCACCUGCAGAAUGAAAACACCCUC